This is a messenger RNA of Eurytemora carolleeae, 1708 nucleotides long. RefSeq names its product cytochrome P450 2C31. Bases 64 to 1551 code for a protein of 495 amino acids. NCBI's taxonomy places the organism in Eukaryota, Metazoa, Arthropoda, Copepoda, Calanoida, Temoridae. Gene Ontology annotation, molecular function: monooxygenase activity; heme binding; oxidoreductase activity, acting on paired donors, with incorporation or reduction of molecular oxygen. The transcript has a single exon. The record is from RefSeq and is a predicted model, not a curated record.
AGUUUAUUACAACCAGCCAACACAUCAUUAUAUUUUACAAAGAAAAAAAUCAUAAUUUCCAAAAUGAUUUUACUUAUCCUUGUCUUUAUCUUCAUAGCCCUGUGCAUGAUACUAAAGGAUAAAAGUAGACUACCAAAAAACUUUCCUCCCGGACCCCCCUGUCUUCCUGUGAUUGGCAAUGUUCUUUCAGUGGGAUAUGAUUUGAAAUCAGCAUUCAACACAUGGAGGGAGAAAUAUGGAUCAAUUGUUGGAUUUAAACUUGGAAACCAAACUUCAGUUGUUAUCAGUGACUUUGAUACUCUUAAUGAGGUGUUUAAAGAUGACAGAUAUUCUGGAAGACCUGAAAACCUUCAAGAAGUAUUCUCCGCAUUCUUUGGAAAAGGAAAGGAGAAAUCUACAGGAGGAAUAGUAUUCAGCCAUGGAGACCAUUGGAAGGAACAGAGAAAGUUUGCCAGCAGAACUUUGAAAGAUUUUGGAGUUGGUAAAUCAGGACUUCAGACUUUGAUCAAUGAUGAGGUAAAAAAACUUAUUGAUGAACUACAGAAUGAUACUGGAAAACCAAUUGAUCUGCGUCUGAGAACAAACCUUGCAAUAGUCAACACUCUUUGGCAAGUUCUUAACGGAGAGAAAUCUGAUCUGAACAAUCCUAAGAUGAAGAGAGUUUUCAAAUCUACAACUGAGUUUAUUGUCUCUAACUCAUUGUCUGGUCCAGUUAUGAUUAUGCCCUGGUUGAGACAUCUUCCAUACUUUAACUCCAAGUUUGAGGAAGCCCGUAAGUCUCCACAAGAAAUGAGAGAAAUAACAUCAGAGUCCAUCCAAAGACACAAGGAUUCCUACCAAGAGGAACAUCAAAGAGAUUUUAUUGACUGCUACAUCAAGAAAAUGAAUGAAACAGAAGAGUCAGGUUCAUCAUUUUAUAAUGAAACUGUAGAAGGAAACUUACAAAGAACAUUAAUGGAUCUGUUUGGAGCUGGAUCUGAAACCACUGCAACUAUACUCUGCUUUGCAUUUAAUUACUUGAUUAGGUUUCCAUCUAUUCAACAGAAAAUCCAAGAGGAAAUUGAAUUGGUGAUUGGAAGCAGAACUCCAUUACUAGAAGAUAGACAGGAAAUGCCAUACACAGAUGCUUUUCUUCAUGAGGUUCUCAGACACUCUUGUAUUGUGUAUACAACUCCACAUGCUACCACUGAACAAGUUAAUCUACAUGGAUACACUUUACCCAAGGGAACAGCUGUUUAUGCCAAUAUUUGGUGGAUAAUGAAUGAUCCAGAGCACUGGGAUAAACCAGAAGAGUUUAAUCCUCUUAGGUUUAUGGAUGAAGCUGGAAAGUUUAAGAAGAAUGAUCGUUUUAUUCCAUUCUUAAUCGGUAAAAGGUAUUGUUUGGGACAAAACCUUGCUCAACAUGAACUUUUCCUCUUUCUCACUGGAUUAUUACAGAAACUGAGUUUCUCUAGUAUUUAUGAAGACCCUGGAAUGGUAAAUAUCAAUCCUAUUGUUGGAUUUAUGCAUCAAUGUCCUGAAUUUCAAGUUGUUAUGAAGGAACGGUUAUAGUUUAUAAUAACCAGUUCUAUAUACUUAUUGUACCUUUUUAUUUCGCUGCCUGUUACCUGUUUAUUUUAUAAAUUGUUGUUUUUAUUGUUGUUAUUGUAGUUUUAUGUAUGAUUUAUGUACAUUGAUCUUUAGAUCAAAAAUAAAAUUUUACAAUCCU